AUGGAUUUCGGAGCAAUGCAAAGUGAACCAGCUGACUCAUCAAACAUUGAAAUGUCCCGAUGUCCAGCCCCAGCACAGUGCUCUCAGAGUGCAAAUGUUGCUAAACAGGCACUGGACAUUUGGGACAUCGACCUUCGAGGACUGGCGAGCUGCCAGAGGAGUCAACUACAAAAAGGCCAAGUGGGAUAUCACGUCGAUAUUAAUGAGGCCAUCAACAUUGGCCGACGUCUGGACACUAGGACAAGGGCCAGGGUCCAGGGUCCAGGGUCCUGA
Messenger RNA from Metarhizium robertsii ARSEF 23, 273 nucleotides. RefSeq names its product transcription initiation factor TFIIA, small subunit. NCBI's taxonomy places the organism in Eukaryota, Fungi, Ascomycota, Sordariomycetes, Hypocreales, Clavicipitaceae. Bases 1 to 273 code for a protein of 90 amino acids. The transcript has a single exon. The record is from RefSeq and is a predicted model, not a curated record.